AUGCCUCGCUACGCUCAGCUGGUUAUGGGGCCAGCGGGCAGCGGAAAGGUGAGACUGGUGUCUAUUAUGACCUGACAUGCUUCCUUCCAUCAUAGCACUUUUUUUCUUCUAUCCGCUGAAGAGAGUGGCUUGCAUUUCGACUAUCCUGUUAUGGCUGAUAUCCGGGAGCUGAUAGAAGUAGAUGAUGUGAUGGAAGACCGCUCUCUCAGAUUUGGCCCUAAUGGGGGCCUUGUAUAUUGCAUGGAAUAUUUUGCUAAUAAUUUUGACUGGCUGGAGAGUUGUUUGGGACAUACUGAGGAUGACUAUAUACUCUUUGACUGCCCAGGUCAGAUUGAGCUGUACACUCACCUGCCAGUUAUGAGGUACCUGGUAGAACAGCUCCAACAGUGGGAGUUUAGAGUCUGUGGAGUCUUCCUUGUUGAUUCUCAGUUCAUGGUGGAGUCUUUCAAGUUCUUCUUUAUUUGCAUCAGAUUUUUAGAUCCGGAUAUGUAUUCUAUGAUGGAAGAUUCAACGAACAGACUAAGAAGUAAAAAAUUCAAGAAGCUGACAAAGGCAAUUUGUGGAUUGAUCGAUGAUUACAGCAUUGUCCGAUUUCUACCAUUUGAUCGCUCGGAUGAAGAAUGCAUAAACAUUGUGCUCCAACAUAUCGACUUUUCCAUCCAGUAUGGGGAAGACCUGGAGUUCAAAGAGCCAAGGGAACUUGAGGAGGAUAAAUCCGAGAACCUUGAUGAAUUCUUCCAGGACCAGGCAGAUGAGGAUUAACAUCUUUUGACAACAUAUUGAAAAAUGACGUGCUAGGAUGAAUUUAGCUUUCAUGAC
Molecule: messenger RNA, 819 nt
Organism: Nanorana parkeri
Lineage: Eukaryota; Metazoa; Chordata; Amphibia; Anura; Dicroglossidae
Gene: GPN3
Product: GPN-loop GTPase 3
Exons: 7
Molecular function (GO): GTPase activity
Source: RefSeq, a predicted model, not a curated record